Messenger RNA from Trametes versicolor FP-101664 SS1, 500 nucleotides. RefSeq lists its product as uncharacterized. NCBI's taxonomy places the organism in Eukaryota, Fungi, Basidiomycota, Agaricomycetes, Polyporales, Polyporaceae. Bases 17 to 460 code for a protein of 147 amino acids. The record is from RefSeq and is a predicted model, not a curated record. The transcript is spliced from 2 exons.
GAUGAACUGCCCCUUGAUGCCGUACGCCUCCAGCGCAAAGUCGUCCCCAACGUGCAACCCAAUCGUCCCUCCGCACGGCGAAGCCCGCUUCUCUAGGUCCGAGGCUGGCUUUCCCUGCUUGAGCGGGCCGCCGCAGGUGCACAAGAACGACCACACAUGCUCCUCCUCCAACGCCCCGGACUCGUGUGUGCUAUGGAACGUCAUGUCCUGCGAUCCCGCUUCGUCGAGCGUCAGCCCCAUCGCACGCAACAGGUGCAUCACGCUCUCCCCGCGCUCCUUAUGCUUAAUGUUCGGCUGCGCGACGAUCGAGUACCCCGCGCGGAACGCCAUCCGCUCACGCCUCCCCUCCGCCUUCCCGCGCUCGAACGCGACGAUGCAAUGCCGCAGGGCCGCCAGAAACUGCUCCUGCGUCGUGUACGCCGUGCCGCCUUGCUGCUCGAUCAGCCGCACUUUGAGGUAGUCGUUGCGGUCUAUCACGAGUGCGAACGCGGUGUCGCCCG